UACUUCUAUUCUCAGCUGUCUGUCAGUAGUCUGUUGCUUUAUGGAGGUCUCUUUCAUUGUGUGUGUCCUCGUUGGUGUGUUCCUGGGCCCCACAGAUGGACAUGUGGUGGCUAAUUUCAGGGAUUCACCUGACUGCAUUAAGUUCUUCUACAAAGAGAAAGUUCCCGAUUUGGGAGCUUCUCUGCUGGAUGUGGUCCAUUUAUGUCAGCGCUUCUUAAACACAUACCACUUCGCCACACUGUACAACACACACUACCGCACAGCUGUCUAUUCUGCUUACAUAUUUCAACCAAGCAACGGUGGAGGCAGAGAGACACGCUGGUUUGUUGAGCCACAGUUGGUGAAUCCCUCAUGGUCAAGUCAAAUGGAAGAUGGGUAUAAGCUGUCACAGCAGAACCCAGACAUCUAUUUGGGAGAAAAACAGGCUUUAAAUGAAGACUAUACAAACUCAGGAUUUGACCGUGGACACUUAAACCCUAAUGGACAUCAUGCAGUUCCAGGUCGUAAUUCCACCUUUACCCUGACCAAUGUGGUGCCUCAAAACCCAACACUGAAUCAGAACGCUUGGAACAAACAUGAGUCUAAACUGACUAGCUUGUUCAAUGCCAACUGUGAUCAGGCUUACGUUCUGGUCGGUGCAAUUCCUUCCUUUAACAACUGGAUCAUCAAGAACAAUUUGAAAAGGGUCAACAUCCCAGAGUACAUCUGGAACGCUUACUGCUGCGUCGAUCAAAAUGGCCGCCCCAUCUUAAGCGGUGCUGCAACUGCCCUAAACACAGAGCUGAAUGUUGUUGUAGAACGCAGCUUAGAUGAGAUGGUCGACUUCCUUCAGCAAUUCUCUGAUGCACCGGUGAAUGAGCUGUUCAGUGGCCAAUGCAAAUCUUAGCCUAACACAUUCAUAUGAAUUUAAUAAAACUCUUGAGCAUUA
Puntigrus tetrazona (Sumatra barb) is the source of this 928-nucleotide messenger RNA. RefSeq names its product endonuclease domain-containing 1 protein-like. The record is from RefSeq and is a predicted model, not a curated record. The transcript is spliced from 3 exons. Bases 41 to 886 code for a protein of 281 amino acids. Gene Ontology annotation, molecular function: nucleic acid binding; metal ion binding; hydrolase activity. Lineage: Eukaryota; Metazoa; Chordata; Actinopteri; Cypriniformes; Cyprinidae.